AUGGAUGAACUCAUCCGCCACUGCCUUCGCGAGCUCUCCUUCGACGGCGAUCUAGGCUGCGACGCCUCGCGCCUCCACGACUUCAUCCUCGACUUCUACACCCAUCAGGCCCACGAGCAGGAACAGGAGCACGCCGCCCAGGGGCCGGCCUCCGGCCUCCCCGCGCAGACGAUUGACGACGCGUUCUGCGCGUUCGUCUGGGCCGUCAUCGUGCUCCAGCCUGGCGUGCGCGUCGGGACGGUCCCCGUGGGCGGCUCGACUGAGGUCUACAUUGCCCCGCAGGCGAGCGCGGUGCGCAAGGCCAAGGCUAAGGGCGGCGAAGAUGCGCCUGCGCCUGCGCCCGCGGCGGGUUUGGACAUCAUCGAAGACGCGACCGUGCGACCAUUUGAGGAGCUGUGGGAGGCGUAUGAGGAUAAGCUGAGGAUUGCGGUCGACCCCGAGACGACGUUCUUUGCGUUGACUGGGUCCCAUGUGAGGCCGUCGAAGUUGACUCCUAUGAUAUACACGGGCCUGCAGAUGAUUACUCGUGGAAGGGACCAAGGUAUCAGCGUUGUAGAACUUGGGCGAAAGUCCGGCUACGAUCAGAAGACAUGCUUCUACAUCAUCAAACAGCUCGUUGAGCUCGAUCUGGUUGUCAAGCUCAGGCAGCCAGGAGUCAGCGGCAACAUCUGCGUGCACAAAUACUUCUACGAGCGUAGCCCAGUCUGGCAGCAAGUCGUCGCGGAAGAGAAAGAGGCCGUCUCGAAGGCGCAGGUUGACGGCGGUGAUUCGGAAGAAGAGGACGAAGCCGAUGAGACGAAGCCGCUUACCAAUGUGCACUUUGACCCCAUCGACUCCCGCCACCUGUCGAGCCUGCCUGUGCUUAAGGCGCGUCUGAUGAAGCUGUUGAAGAACUGCCCGCAUCAGAUGCACACGUCGACCAACCUGAUGAUUAAGAUUGGUUUCGUCAACCCAGUGAAAGCUGAUCGCCGUUUCUUCCGCACGAGAUUGCGCGAGCUGGAAGACCAAGGGUUCAUCGAGAGAGUGCGAGUUGCGCAUAUCAACAGGAAGCGCUUCCCCGACAAGAAGAUCAUCUGCAUCCGACUCAUCUCGAGUGAUGGUGAAGAGCCAGAAGGGGCUCUGGCUGCAGACGAGGAUGUGGAGAUGAUCGAGCCUGUCGAUGACACCACCGCGCCCAAGACCAACGUCUCCAUCCACCGGCAAAUUAUCGACAUCAUCGCUUCGGCUGGCACCAAGGGCGUGACGCUCAACGACAUCUCCGUCGCGCUCGGCGACUUCGACAAGCGCACGAUUGACCUCCUCCUCAACCGGCUCGCCAAGGAUCUCGCGGAGACGCACGGGCGUGAGCGCCGGUACAAGUACUACACCGCCGCACACUACCGCGCGCUCGCCGAGGAGGAGCAGUUCGACGACAACGACGGGGCGGUGGACGCAUUCUACGAGGACGCGGAGGCGUUGGACGCGUACUUGCAGAGGAUGACGGCGGAGAGGAUGAAGGGGCCGGGGAAGAAGGAGCAUAUCAACCCGAUCUUGCCGGACGGGUCGGUCAAGAAGGGGCGGCCACGGAAGUCGGACGUGGCGUCGGAAAAGAAGGGCAAGAAGCGGAAGCGGGAUGAGGAGGAGGGAGAGGGAGUGGAGCCACCGCCUAAGAAGAAGCGCGGUCGCCCGCCAAAGGUACGACCUCCUGAAGGGGAGGCUGAGGCUGGGCCUUCAACGGCAACGCCUUCCGCACCACGCAAGAGAGGACGGCCCAGGAAACAUCCUCUUCCCGAGGAGACGAACGCGGAAGCUCGACCGUCGACCGCCGUUCAAGAGAGCAUUUCGCAAGCACCUGCUCCGAAACGGCGAGGUCGUCCUCCCAAGAAACGGCUAGCCGAAGUUCCUUCUGCUGAAGACGCCCCUGCCGAGGACGCCCCUGCGGCAGCUGUAAGCAACGAGCCUGGUGUCAUCGUUGCUCCGGAAAACCAAGAACCUACCGACGCUGACGCAACUCCUGUUCCCCCCAUCGAGCCCGCAGUUGUACCUCUGGAUACGGCUGAUAGUGCAAGUGUGGGCGUCCGACGGUCAGCAAGGACACUAAAAGUGCGAAAGCGCGGAGAGUCGCAAUCACCCGUCCGCAAGACCCCCCGUCGCGCGUCGAGACCAACGGCAGUUACUACAGCGGAAGCCGACGUGUCGUCGAACAUAGACGUCGAUAGGCCUGCCGAACGGGAUCCUAGGCCUGCCAAGGAUGAGGCAUUUGCUGCAAGUGACGCGAAUAAAGUACAAGAAGUCCGCGCUGUAGUGUCGGUAGUUCAGACGGCCGAGGUUGCGGCGCCGCAGGCAGACCUCCCAGACGUCCCCAUUGAUCCCGCCCUCCUGGAGCUGCAGAGCAUUUCACAAGCUUUGAUAUCCAUGACUCCUGAAGCAGAAAUUCCAGUUGAUGCACAGGAUGUGUCGAAGAAGCGAGAUGAGCCGGAGACGCCCUCUUCACAACCAGCAAGCAAACGUAUCAAGACCGAAGGGUCGUCAAAGUUCAAGGCCAGGCAGAACCUGUCCCAGUCGCGACGAGAGAACGAGAUCAUGCGCAUGCUGAACGAGUCCGACGGGAUCAUGAAUACAAGUUGCAAAGAGUUCUUUGAGGCACAUGCGGCACUAGUCGACACCAUCACCGCAAGCGGCCAAGAGGCCAGUACUCGCCCCGGAGCUAAAAUUGACAAGAGGACGCUUGACGCCACGCUGAAGGAACUGGAGACGAAAGGGAAGAUCAGACUUAUCACCACAUCAGUGUCAACACUCACUGGAGGGACCCGCCUGGCCCGUAUCAUGUAUCAUCCGGAUACCACUCAAGAUGCGCUGAACGUCUUCUUGGUGACCCUCAGUCAAGACCUUCAAGUUCAUCAACCUAUCUCGAAUGCUCCUAAGAAGACUGUAGCAUUCCCCGUCCAGUAUGGUGGUGCAAGUCGGCAGCGCCCUAGCAAAACUCCUUCGAACAUUGUUCAAGACGUGGCUGAGGAUCAACAAGAAGUCGAAGAGGUCAAGGUCGGGAUUGCAAACCUUCCCCAGCUGUUCGAGAAAGACGAUCAAACGAUCCGAGACGCCUUGCUCAUGGACAAGAACACAGUGGCACAACUCUAUGGCUACAUUGCCGGCAGGGCAGCCCGUGCUCGCCUCCUCCAUUCACUUACAGUGGAGUUGUUCGAGAAGGACUCGCAGUCAUCUCAGAUCGUCUCGCACGAGCACAAGAUUGUGCAUCUCUCCUACUACUUCACCGACAUCCCCAUCGCCACCUACUGUGCCUUGAUCGCAGUCGUCAGCCCUAUGGAAGAACUUGAGCAGCUGCUUCAGACACCGCAAGGUUGCGAGACCCCUAUGCACUCCGUCUCAGAUUCUAUCCGGAAACUACUCGCUCCUUCGCAGGCCAGGUCACGCACCCGCAUUGUCUCCCUAAUGGACAUACUGCGAACCCUCGGCAUCGUCACGCCUCUCGUACCGUCUGAGUCUCCCAACCCGUCGUUUACUUGCCCGAACGAAGCUCAACAUCCCACUACCUUUGAAUAUGCGGACGCAGCUCAAUACACGCCCACCGGUGCCCCAUUGUUCUGGAAGUUCAAUGACGCUGUACCUUUGCACCUUUGGGCCGUCGGAGAAGGCGCACCGUCGACCUGGAAGACCGUCUCUGUUGCGACCACUGAGCAAGUUGAUGCGUACUGGCGCGAUCUUGAGCGCGUCAGCGCGGACCCGGCCUACGCUCUGGAGCUUCUAGGCGCAGCUCCCGCCUCCGAAGGCCAGGCGACGGAGGAAGUCAAGGUCCUCGCAACGACUCUGCGCCGUGCGGCUUCGUGGAGCCCCACCUACAAUCUCUCGUUUUACCAAACAGAAUUCCUCCGCCGCUUUAUCGAGCCCACGACUGGCAACACCCCACUAGAGAUCCUCGACGAGGCUGCGCGCGGUGUCGAGCUCGGCCGCCUCGCGUGGGUGAUCAGCUCAUCCCCCGAUACUGUCGCGUGCUGGUUCGAGAAGGCGCGCAAGCGGCACGCCCGCGAUCUCAAGAAGCUCAAGACGAAGAGCCGCGGCAAGCGCAAAGCCCGCGCGCCGGACGCAAACCAGGACCAGGGCGCCCGCGACGCCGAGUUGGCAGCCGAGCUUGCGCGCCGUGCCGCGGAGGAGCGCGCGCGGCGCGAGGCCGACUGGGCGGAGAUGGUCGCGCGCGUGCACCCCGGGGAGCUUCGGGCGUCCGCCGUGCACCGCGUGCACCGCGUCCGAGGCCGAUUCCUGGCCGGGGCGGGCAAGCCGGGCGAGAAGUGGGAGGGGCGCAUCCGCGAGGCGAUUCGCGAGGCAGACGUCGUCGCAGAGGCACUCCUCUCGCAGGGCCGCGCGGGGCUGUUCGCGCAGGCGGCGAUCGCGGUGCCUAGUGCCGCGGGCCCACCGGUCGCGGUCGCAGCUGCAGUGCAGGAGAAAGAUGUAGACGAACUCAUCGCGGCGCAGGGGCCACGGGUGGCAAAGAACGCGACGACAGGGCAAAAAACGAAGAAGGGGAAGGGGAAGGGGAAGGACACCGAGAAAGCUCCCAAGGACCAUACCCCUCGCCGUCAUCGUUUCCUAUGGAACAGGGAUUACGAUGAAAUGGUCCGCGAUGGAUCAGUCAUCAUCAAGGCGCGGUGUCGUCAUGGUACGAGGCUCGAUUGGGGAGCUAUGGAACAAGUUUUCCCCGCUGUGCCACGCAACUCGGUUAGGCAGCGGCUCGUUCACCUGAAAGAAGUCCCGGGCACUGAGACGUACCUCACUCGUCUCGAAGACAAGUGGUACGAGGUAUGGGUACAGAACAGAGGCACAGAUGAGCUACCCGAUCCAGAUCCCGAGAGCGCUACCAAUUUCGAUCUUGCGGCACACAUCAAGUUCCUGCGCAAGCACGUUGACAAGAAUGCUAUUCGUGUCGGGUUUGUCGAGAUUGAUGCCAACCAGAAAGUGGAUCUACCUGCAACACUGGAAGACAUCGACGAGCACUACGACGUCGUGGAGAAGCACCCGAGCGCACCACCAUGGGAUUUUAUGUGGACCGUUGUCGCAGAAGAAGCUCGCGAGAAAUUGUUCGCCCAUCAUGCAUUCACCGCGGACAUCGAGGAUAUGCCGCCUGCAUCAUCUCACAAAUCCGACCUGCAGUAUGUAGCCGAUGCAGCUGUGAAGAUCGCAUUGGGCAAUCCUAACGAGACCUACGACAUGGACCUUGCGUCAGACCUCCUGAAGGCCGUCGGUGAAGAUCGAGUCAAGUCGUCAACAACAGACCUUCUCAAUCGCGGCGUGCUCGCCAAGAUGGUCCGCGAUCCCGCCAAGCUUAAGCCCGGCAGGACACUCAAGAUCUCCGAAAGCAACUCGAACGCGCUAGGCGGUCAGCUUCCACGCGAGCUGUUCCAAGACGCAGUGGCACUUGAAGAGACUAUCGUGCAGCAGCAACAGCUGCGUGAAUCAGAGUCAACGGAGGAUUGGCAGGAGUGGCCCUUGCUGGCAACUGAUGGUGACACCGCAUUCUUGCUGGAAUUAGCCUCCGAUGGCAAGGCCCGCUUUGAUGUCGACACUUCGCAACCACGAUCAAUGCGGGCCGCCAUCGACUGGAAUAGCAAGAAGGCGGAUGAUGACGACAUCGAGACCGCCGUCCGCGUGCACUAUGCCGACAUCGACGCUCCGCCUUCAGACACUCCCGCGGGACCUGACGAAGGCCGCGAGCCACAGACCGCGACCCUUACGACCAUCCCGCUCGACCCCGCGCUAGUGAGCGAGGAGGCCGCCUUCGCAGGCCCACACGGCGUUCUGCUCGACGGCGCGCCCGCAUUCUGUCGUCAAACCUCUGACGGACUGGUCGACUGCCCUGCGUGCAUCGAAGCCGCCAGGACGUCGCUAUUGGCACAACUGGAGCAGAACGAGACGUGGGUCGCGUGUCGUAUGGUUGCUGCGCUCCGCAGUGCAGGCGUGAUGGGAUUGACAAAACGGCAGCUUCUGACGGACAUCAACAUCGUUGAAGAUGGAGAAGAAGCCCCGGCAGGAAUUACGGAGAGCACGGUCUUCGCGGUCGCCCGGCGUCUAACCGAUGGGGAGGUCCCUCUCGCGCAUUGGACGGGCUACAUCACCCCGGUCCUUGUCUCAGCGAUGCACCUCCGCGAAUGGACCGUGGUCGUCACCGGACGAAAUGCUGCCGCCGACGACGCCGACGGCUCUCACACCCACGUCGAAGGGACCGACGAUGAUGCCGGCACAGCCGCCCGUGCAAACGCGCGCAAGUCGAUGCUUUUCCCGAGACGAUGGCUCGACAUCCGCGGGUGGAAGCUAACGGAGGUGUGGGACGCGGCACUGCGCGCGGUGCUCGCCCUCGUGCUCUUGCGCCCGGGGAUUUCUCAGGCGGAGAUACGCUGGCGCCUGAGAUCUGUGUACGACAGGCAGGAAGUCGGCGAGGUGCUGCAGGCGUUACUCGAGGAGGGACAGAUCGCGGCGAGGGUGGCGGAGGGCACGCGCACGCCGUUCGAGGGAGGCAUCCCUGCGGACGAGCAGGAAGAGAAGUUCAUAUGCUGGUUCUUGGCCGACGGAGAGAGGCGCUGGUAUCAGCUGUAG
This is a messenger RNA of Epithele typhae, 6582 nucleotides long. RefSeq lists its product as uncharacterized. NCBI's taxonomy places the organism in Eukaryota, Fungi, Basidiomycota, Agaricomycetes, Polyporales, Epitheliaceae. Gene Ontology annotation, molecular function: DNA binding. The transcript is spliced from 17 exons. The coding region runs from base 1 to 6582 and encodes 2193 amino acids. Gene Ontology annotation, biological process: 5S class rRNA transcription by RNA polymerase III; transcription initiation at RNA polymerase III promoter. The record is from RefSeq and is a predicted model, not a curated record. Gene Ontology annotation, cellular component: transcription factor TFIIIC complex.